UAGUUCAUUUUUAGUGCUAAAGUGCACCUUCUGUUUUCCUGGAUCACUAAUACCCUGUAAAUGCAGAUUGCUUAUCUCUCCGGUCUAAACCAACCACAGUGUCCCGCACACAAGGGAAAUAAUUGGUGCCAUUCCUAUUUGUGUUUUUUUUCUGCACUGGAAUUUCUAACGGCACAAUAAACGCAGUGCAGCUGACUACUCCUGUCAACCCGCGUACAGUAGCUCGCCUACCCAUGCUUUGUAAACAUACCUAAAACAGCGUUUAUUUUGGGGUUUCGAGUCUCAUAUGGAAAUUAGCAUAACACAAUCAAGUAACUGCGGAAAAGGAGGGUCCCAUGGAUGCCCCGAGCACCGGAUCUUCACCGGUCCCACGUCUGUGAUCCCUCUUCCUCUCCGUCCCCUCCGCGUGACCCCAGCGUGACCCCGCCCUCCACGGCAACCAUGGCCGGGGAGAAGGAGAGGGGCCGGCGCAAGGCGAUGGACGCCCAGCGAUUGGCCGCGCUGCUGCAGCGAGGGGCGGGGCGCGCACUGGUGAUCGACAGCCGCACCUUCUCCGAGUACAACGCCCUGCACGUGCUCAGCUCCGUCAACGUCUGCUGCUCCAAGCUGGUGAAGAGGAGGCUGCAGCAGGACAAGGUGUCUGUCACCGAGCUCCUGCAGCCCAACAGCAAGGCCAAGGUGAACCUGUGCAGGAAGCAGGAAGUGGUGGUGUACGACCAGAGCACCAAGGACGCCAGCCUCCUGUCCAAAGACAGCUUCCUCUCCAUCCUGCUGGGCAAGCUGGAGGGCAGCUUCCAGCAGGUGUUCCUGCUCACAGGGGGGUUUGCGGCCUUCUCUUCCUGUUUCCCAGGCCUGUGUGAGGGCAAGCCGGCCACCAUCCUUCCCAUGAGCCUCUCCCAGCCCUGCCUGCCCGUGGCCAACGUGGGCCCCACCCGCAUCCUGCCCCACCUCUACCUGGGCUCCCAGAAGGACGUGCUGAACAAGGACCUCAUGGCGCAGAGCGGCAUCACCUACGUGCUGAACGCCAGCAACACCUGCCCCAAGCCCGACUUCAUCUGCGAGAGCCACUUCAUGCGCAUUCCCGUCAACGACAACUACUGCGAGAAGCUGCUGCCCUGGCUGGAGAAGACCAACGACUUCAUCGACAAGGCCAAGGUGUCGAACUGCCGAGUCAUCGUGCACUGCCUGGCGGGAAUAUCGCGCUCGGCCACCAUCGCCAUCGCUUACAUCAUGAAGACCAUGGGCCUGUCGUCAGACGACGCCUACAGGUUUGUGAAGGACCGCCGACCCUCCAUUUCUCCCAACUUCAACUUCCUGGGCCAGCUGCUGGAGUUUGAGAAGGGCCUGCGUCUGAGGAAGGCCCUGUCUGCGGGGGGCGGGGCGAGGCCCCCGACCGAGUGGCACGAGGAGGAGGAGGCGGAGCCUAAGGCCCAGGAUACCAGCGCCAGCCCCGCCCAGGGGAGCGGCCACGCCCUGCGGGACCCGGAGGUACAGGAGGCGGAGCUUAAGCCGGCCUCGCCCACGUCGCUGCAGCAGGGCCUCAGCGGCCUGCACCUGUCCGCCGAGCGCAUCCAGGACACCAACCGGCUCAAGCGCUCCUUCUCCCUGGACAUCCGCUCGGCCUACGCCCCCGCCGGCUGCCCCCUGGCCCCGCCCGCCCUGGCCGUCACCCCCGCCGACCAGGACUCGGAGGACGUGCCCAAGCUGUGCAAGCUGGACAGCCCGGAGGCCUGGCAGCGCCCCCCCGCGGGAGAGAGCCCGUGCCUGGCGGAGUCGCCCGGCUCGCUGGGGGAGACGCGGGCGCGGCAGCGGCGGAAAGGGAAGCCCGCGGGCAGCGCGGGCAGCUCCCCCACCCACCCGCUCGGCCUCAGCCUGGGCCGCGGGGGCACCGGGGGCGGGGACGGGGGCGGGGUCAUGCGCAAGAGCCCCAGCCUGGACGAUAACCUGAAGGCCUCUCUCCUGCUGGCGCUGCCCGGCGUGGGCGUGGGCACGGGCGCCGUCUGGACCAAGCACAGGGACCCGGCGCAGGCCUCCACCCCCGGCACGCCCACGGGGGAGGCGCCCUGGUUCUUCGGCGUGGACCCGUCCCCCGGUGGCGGGGGGGCCGUGCGCUUCGGGUCCGGCCCCGCCUACGUGGCGUUCGGCUGCGGCGGGCGGGCGGGCGGCCGCGAGGGCGUGCGGCUGCGGGAGAAGCCCCAGGAGCGGCGGGACGGGCGGGGCAGCUGGCACGAGGACGCGCCCGGCGGGGGCGGGGCCGGCGAUAAACAGUUCAACCGGCGCAGCUGCCAGAUGGAGUUCGAGGAGGGCAUGGCGGAGUCGCGCUCCCGCGAGGAGCUGGGCAAGAUCGGCAAGCAGUCCAGCUUCUCCGGCAGCAUGGAGAUCAUCGAGGUGUCCUGACGCUCCGGCCCACUCCGGGGAGGGUGGGCGGGGUCUGGGUGGGAAGGAGGAGGAGCUUGUUUCCUGUGCGUCUCCAGCGCGGAGACCUGCAGAAAGAGCGGACCGGACUCGUGGGACGGCUCUCGCUGCGAAACGAUGCACGGCGAGAGCGCCCCCAUCAGGAAGCGCGCUGCGUUGCGGUUUGAGUUUCGGCGGCGCGGUUCCGUCAGCUUCCUGUCAUGUGGCGGUGUGACGGACUCGGCCGCCCGGGGCCUGAUGUGACUCUGACUCUACCCUGCCCUCAGUGAUGAUACGUUCUGGUACUGAACAGAUGCAAUAUUCUUAGUGAGGGAAUCUCUGCUCCCUUUAUCCUCGCGUACAUGAACUAUGAAAGAGACAUGCUGAACCACAGCACCCAACGCAACGGACACAGAGACUGCACAUGAGUUCCCAAUGAGCAAAUGUGACUGUUUUACCCGCAGUGCACCUCCCAGUGUUAACGAUGUCACGCCUGUGUGAGGUUCCAGAUGCUGCAGAUGUGCUCUGUGACGGGCGCUGCGUUGUUCUCAAGGUUUCUCCGACUCGAAGCGGGCACUGAGCAUGCUCAGAACCGCUGACUGUCAAACAGACUGAAGGACAGACACACAGGCUGCGUCCAAACAGCACUAAGCUUUAUAUGUACGUGCAUUAAGAAUUUUACUGCAAUUUCAAAUGUUUUUCUCCAUUAUAUUUUUAAUUUAUUUUAUCUGUUCAUUCUGGCAAUGAGAAAUAAUAUAAAUGUUUGUGGAUUUCUUUUUAGUUUUACUGUAUGGUAUUUAUGAAACACAAACAUGCACACACGUGAUACACAACGGCAAGCAAUACAAGGUGUUUCUCUCCUGUUUUCAUUUUUCCUCUUCUUCGCCUAUAAA
Anguilla rostrata (American eel) is the source of this 3287-nucleotide messenger RNA. Its product is annotated as dual specificity protein phosphatase 8-like. NCBI's taxonomy places the organism in Eukaryota, Metazoa, Chordata, Actinopteri, Anguilliformes, Anguillidae. The transcript has 7 exons. Gene Ontology annotation, molecular function: MAP kinase tyrosine/serine/threonine phosphatase activity; protein tyrosine/threonine phosphatase activity; MAP kinase tyrosine phosphatase activity. Gene Ontology annotation, cellular component: cytoplasm. The coding region runs from base 340 to 2397 and encodes 685 amino acids. The record is from RefSeq and is a predicted model, not a curated record. Gene Ontology annotation, biological process: negative regulation of MAPK cascade; protein dephosphorylation.